Molecule: messenger RNA, 1141 nt
Organism: Fomitopsis serialis
Lineage: Eukaryota; Fungi; Basidiomycota; Agaricomycetes; Polyporales; Fomitopsidaceae
Product: kinase-like domain-containing protein
Exons: 1
Coding region: 127-1008 (293 amino acids)
Source: RefSeq, a predicted model, not a curated record
AACCUCCGUUUUUGCACACACCAUGCAGCACCAGCAUGAUCCAAAGCGGAAUUCGAGACGUCCCGCGUCUGACUACGCGGUACGUUCCUUAUCCUUCGCCGAAUCGCUGCAACUUCACAAUCCGGGAUGCAGUCGUCAGAUAUCGAUGACUUGACGAAUGAACAACUUUUUCAGCUUAAUCAGACAGCGCCACGGCUCAGCCAGCAGUCCAAUGCUAUCGGGGCCGAGUUAAUCCGCCGUCUUACUCCUGGAACCGUCAGCAAGGCCGCUCAAGACAAAGAAGCCGUAGGGACUCCCUCCGAGGUUCUGACCCUCGAGCUCGUCUUCCAGCACACCGCCAUCCCGGUUCCACGUGUUCGGCGUGUCAUCCAAGGCAGAAGCUCGCAGUUCAUCGUCAUGGACUACAUUCCGGGACGUCAGCUAUCGCACGUCUGGCCAGAGAUGCCGUUGUGGAAGAAACUCCGCGUAGUUUUCACAUUACAUGACUACGUCCGCCAACUGCGCACCAUCCGACGCCCGCGGUCGACCAUACCAGGCCCGGUCGCACCGCUCGGUCAUCCCGCACGCAAAUGCAGCUCGCCGCUGUUUGACACGAAGUACGAUUGGAGGGGGCCGUUCGCGUCUCUUGACGAGCUCGCAGCGUUCUUCAACGAUCGCUACCGCAUCGCGCUCGUCGCCCAGCGCGUCGGCCCAGCGCAAGCCAAAGCGCGCGUGCGCGCGGACCCGUUCGACGACCGGGGGCCACUCGUGCUCACCCAUCAAGACAUCAACAUGCGCAAUAUCAUCGUCGGGGAGGAUGGGAGGCUGUGGCUCAUUGACUGGGCGUGGGCGGGUUUUUACCCGCGCUGGUUCGAGUACGUGGCGAUGAGGAUACAGUCUAGCCACGAGGAGACGGUGGUGGACAGGAAGGAGCCGUUGUGGGAUUUACUGGUCCCGUUCAUUUGCGGACCAUAUUAUCGGCAAGACAAGUGGUUCCGCGGUAUGGUAAAUGGUAUGUGGUAUCGUUGAGCAGUUGAUCAGUAGCGACAGUACGCAUAUCUCAUCAAAAUGGCAGUAUACGGGGUUGGCGCUUAUCUUUUCGAGUGCAUUUUCGGUGAACCAGAAGUAAGCCGGGGUUGUGGAUUCAGUGGUGCUGUAACAC